Messenger RNA from Echinostoma caproni, 1302 nucleotides. NCBI's taxonomy places the organism in Eukaryota, Metazoa, Platyhelminthes, Trematoda, Plagiorchiida, Echinostomatidae. The record is from the annotation of a GenBank genome assembly.
AUGUUUAGUCUCAUACAACUUUGCCUAUCUGCCUUUAGAUCUAAUUUGGCUUCAUUGCUGCCAUCUAACCACUACGCUUCGGUGGCCGUCACUGAUCGGUGCAACUUGAGACGUCGCACUAACGAGCUGGGAGAUGUGAUUGAAGGUGAACGAAAUCCAACGUAUUCGCCAAUGCCGCAUCGAGCAUCGGAUAUCAAUGUCGAACGGAAACCAAGCGAACUUUCUGGGCCUCAGACCAAUGUAUCUCGACUGAACUGCCUUCCGGGAUAUGAAAUUCCCGGGAUUUGGAGUCCAUACGAUCCUCCAUCUCUAGAUUAUCCAACAAAUUCCAGUCAUAAUCGGCCAUUGUCUUGGCGCAAGCGAAUUUACGAAUUCUUCAGUGCUCCUGUGACUCGGUUUUAUCUACACGUGAUUCUCUACCUAGUCUUUCUGGUCCUGUUUAUCGGUUUGUGUAUACAUACGUUGCCUCCGGAUCAGUGGUCCUGGCUCGAGCUAUACGUUUAUCUGCAUAUUGUGACCUAUUUGUUGGACAAAUUCCGUGAGGUCACCUUGAUUCGAGGCACAAACUAUUUUCAAAAGAUGCGUGUUCAUUUGGGUGCCUUUUGGAACGUUUACGACACUGUGAUGUGUACUUUAUCCGUAAUCGGAAUCAUGAUACGUUACAUGGGAAUGAUUGAUCCGUCAUUUUACAUGUGGGGCAAAAACCUGCUGAUUCUGUGCUGUGCGAUUUGGCAAAUGCGCUUUCUCGAACUGAUGCAAAUCUGGCGAUUUUCCGGGCCGUACAUCUAUAUGCUCCUAAAAAUGAUUCGCGUCAUGGUUCCAAUGUUGUCGUUGCUAUUUCUUCCAUUGAUUGCUUUCGGCACUGUACGUGAGGGAAUCAUGUAUCCCAAUAGGUCUGAAAUCGGCAUUGAGGGAAUCAAGGGUAUCAUGCUCAAACCCUAUUUCAUGCUGUACGGUGAAGUAUAUGCCGGAGAGAUCGAUCCCGAUUUACCUAGUCUAACUACCAUUGUAUUCCUUUUUCAGCUGUUGACUGGCCCGAAGAAUCCAAAACAGCGCCCCUGUUNGAUCUACCUACUCUAUUCGAUCAUCCUAUUUAUCAGUGUGAUUAUCGCCACCUUCAACGAUAUCUUUGCACAUGUGCGUGAACAGUCCGAGCUGGUGUACAACUUCUUACGCUAUGCUGUCAUUAUUGAGUACGAAUCACGUCCACUUCUACCUCCACCGUUCAUCAUAAUCUCAUGGAUCCAUCUGUUUGCACGCUAUCUCUAUCGGUACGUUUCUUCAUCCCCUUUUUCGGCUUAA